Molecule: messenger RNA, 14824 nt
Organism: Porites evermanni
Lineage: Eukaryota; Metazoa; Cnidaria; Anthozoa; Scleractinia; Poritidae
Source: the annotation of a GenBank genome assembly
CCGCCAUAUUGGAGAAAUGUUUGGAGACUCGUUUGAACUGAACUGACAGGUUGAAGGCUGCAGUCUAAUGAAAAAAGUACAAAAUGCCCUUACCCCCGGCGUUACAGGCUCGACUUGCUAAAAGAGGAAUAAUCCAAAAAGGUAAAAAAAUAUUGAUUGCAUGAUCUACAAAGGAACUUCGAGUCGACAGAGUGCCGAGAGUGGAGUUGAAAAGUUCACGCGUUAAAAAGCAACAGAUCUCAUCAUCAUCAUUCGUUGAGCUUGCUUAUUUAAGUAAUGUCGUUUGUUUUUACUAACUAGCUAGACACAGCAUUUGAUUGUUGACGUCAUGGUUAGCUGGUUAGUUCCUGGUUAUUAUUCACCCUAGCUAAGGGCUUUAAACUCUAGAACAGUUGCAAGCCCCACAAAAGGUGCGUAACGCUAUCCACUGAAAAAAAUUUCUAUUCAGUGAAUAGCACAGUAACUGUGCUAUUCACUGGAUAGAAAUUUAUCCAGUGGAUAGCGCUAGUUUCCCUAAUACCUAUCCGCUGGACAGAGAUUUAUCCAGUGGACAGCGUUAUCCAAUGUUUGAACAACUGAGAAGUAAAUUUACAGUCAUCAAUCUUCAUCAUAUCUAUCACCAGGGGCCCAUAAAAACUGUGUUGCCAUUUGCUUAUUGUAAUAGUUUUAAAUUCAUAAGAAAUGUAUGUGAAGAUUGAUUGAUUAGUAAGCUUAUCAUGAAAUACUGAAAUGGAUAGGUCAGUCUGGUUUGGGUGUUACGAAAACUAAGACCCUCAAAAACCUAGACCUAGACCUAGACCUAAGACCUAAGACCCGUCCUAGUUUUCGAGAUUACGAAAACUAAGACCCCUAAAUUUACCGUUAAAUUUGACCUAAAACUCGGUGGAAAGGAUCGAACAUGAUAUAAUUUGAUAGAUCAGACCUAUUUCGGUUACAAUUUGACUUUAUAUUUCGACGGAUUCGAUUUUAGGGGGUCUUAGUUUUCGUAAUCUCGAAAACUAAGACGGGUCUUAGGUCUUAGUUUUCGAGGGUCUUAGUUUUCGUAACCCCCGUCUGGUUUGAAACCAGUUUUUCCUAUUUUUGCUCAGUGUGCGCUGUCUUUGGUAAAAACUGCUGACUUAUGAUUUAGAUCUCAAAGGGUGUUAUCCACCACGAUCUGCAUAAUCCUGUAGACCAAACUUAGCCUCACCAGAUAACUGUUACAGUAACAAUUAAAUCUUCCCUGCAGUAUUCCACAGAUUUGAUCAACAUUCCGGUACAUUUGUUAUAAAUUUAAAACAAGCAAAUGGAAACAGUUUUUGUAGACCUCCUGUGCUUCUAUAACCUAGACACAGGGGUUUCAAUAAAAACUGAAGUAGCCAGCAAGUUUGAAUAGAGCACUCGACUGUAUCAACAAGGGGGCAUUAAUCAAGUGCCUCUAGAGGGGUCUGGGGGCAUGCUCCCUCUGAAAAUUUUGAAAUUUCAAAGCCCUAAAAUGGGAUUUCCAGUGUUCUGGGGACUCAAUUGAGUACAAAACAGUGUGUUCUUCAUUCAAGAAAAUGUAGCUUUCAUUCAGGUUCUGAUUAUCAGCAACACAACUUACAAGCAAUGAACAAAUGUACAUUUGAAUGAGGACAAAUUCUGUCUAAACCUCCAAAGAAAUGUGUGAAGAAUUGACUGUAAUACAGCAUUUGCUAACUAAAGCAUAACUCAAAACCAGUGGGCCUUUAUGUUUUCAUUCAGAUUUUAUGAUAUGUUAUUUGUUUACGACAUCAUAAGCACUCGUUGCUUCUUCUUUUGGGGAGAAAGGUAGCUGACUUCUCUGAGCAAAAUAACUGACGUGUUUCGUCGGUCGUUGGUGCUUAUUGAAACCCCUAUAGACACCUUCCUUAAAUGGAUGCCCAGAGUUUGUCUCUGCUAAUCUUUAGUCUGGUUCUUUAAAGAGGACACUUACUGCCGGUCGAAAAAGUGCCCGUCAUAGGAAGACUGGACUGCAAAUUCCGUAGAAUUUGCUUUUGCCUUGUAUACACGUAGAUAGCCAGUUUUAAGGCGAGUUAAUACAGCGACCAUUAAUUUUGUGAAAAUCUGCAAACUUGCUUGCAAGACCAAAAGUUAGUGGGUAGACAAAGGAGGCUUCCUUGGGUUGCUGCUAAUACAAUGUAAUUGCAUAAGCUUUUACGUUCCAAGGUUAUAACACAGUCACUAAAAUUCUGAUUGAUUAAAGUUUAGAAGCAGGUAAUAAGAAAUAAGAAAUACAUGUACUAAGCAGAUUAUGGCAGGUUUACUUGACUACCAAGUUCUCUUUUUAUCACUUUUGUUGUCAUUUUUCGUUGUUAGACAAAGAGAAAUCAGACGGUUCAUCACAAGUUACCGGAUCAGUUAAAGGAUGCCCAAACACAUCUAACCCAUACCACACGUGUGUUGAGUACUGUCGAAAAAGAUAUGGAGAGAAUGCAGUCCCUCCUCCACCAAAAGUAAGGAAAACCAAAAAAAAAAUACAUUUGGAGUUCCAUUAUAAAUAUUUAAGGCAAGAGAAAUAUCUGCAUAAUUUAUUCUUCAGAUCAUAGGAGCAUAUUUCAUUUAAAUUGCAUCAUACUUUAGAAACUAGCUGAAACAUGCGUAACUUGUCUUAUGUUAAGUUUCUGUUUUCAUUUGCCUUUUCCUUGGAAAAUUCAGCGUACAAAGGGAGGUUUAGUCCAGCAGAUAUUCCUCAAAUAACAGUUGUCAUCUGUUCUUGCUAAUGAAGUUUUAAGGCAGUAUCGCAUCUACAUGUAUUUCUUCUUUGCAAAGCACAUGAAAUUCCACCAUUUCCGCCAACUAACGUCUUCUAAAAUUGGUUAAGGCUAGCUGGUCAUGUAGAAUUAGCUGGAUUAUUAUUUCGAGCCAAACAGAAAUGGGAAAAUAUUCUGAGCGGACAAUAAUAACCCUUUAGUUAACUUAACGUACUUUAUCUUGCAUCUUGAGGUAAUACUGGCAGUAAUGAUGUUUUUAGUGACAAUAAUUUAGGUGUGCAAUAAUUUAGCUAUCUCAUACUCUCAUAUUAGUCAUUUUGGCCAUACCCCGGUAGUUACAGUCGAACCUCGAUUAUCCAGACCUCGAUUAUCCAGACUUUUCGAUUAUCCAGACUUGUUUCCCUGGUCUUGUUUUUUUCAUGAAUAUUAAUAAUAUGUGAUCUUUAAAAAUUGAAAUGAUUAAAAGUUUUUUAAUCCUUCAAAAUGUGUGUUAAGGGCACUGUUUUUAAUCUGUUUCGCUUUGAAAAAGUGCGAGAGGCACAAGAUGAACAAUUAUUCUGACUGAUGCAUUCAGCUGAAUUCUGAUUGGCUGAAUUGUUGUGUUGCUAAGGAAAUGUCAUACUUGAUUCUCUGUGGGUUACAUAAUCACAAGACCAAUCGAUCGUAAACUCAAAUCACAGCCAUGUCUACAAAACACAAGCAGUCUGUUCUCUAAAUAAAGGAUAUGCAAACGAUUAUUUCACAUUUGGAGAAUGGAGAAAAAGAACAAAUUAAUUUAGCACUUGAGUUAAAAAUCAGCAAGUAGCAGAUCAGAGAUAUAAGCAAAAACAAAGAGAAGAUCCUGAAAUUCACCAACAGCAUCGAGAUGAGCGAUGGAUUGAAAUGAAAGUCCCUGACGGUUGCCAAUGAUGAGCAGCUGGAUAAAGCAAUAUUGACUCUACCCAAAUAAUGCAGCUUUGACGAAUGAUAGACUCUGCUAUGCAAUCAUGGUAAUUCGUUAAAAUAGACUACAGCAUAGUAUGCUUGAACAUUUUAGAGUGCUGUAAAUGCACGAACAUUUGAAACAGUGCCUUUUUUGUAAAUACGUAACAUACAGACCGUACGUAAAUGCAAGUGGAGCUAAUUCAAAAUUGAAUUUUGUUUUCUUUAUUCCCUAUUUUUACAUUAAUGUCUCAUUAUAUUUGUAUUUUCGUUACCGGGACUCUGGAUUAUUUGGACUAUUUACUCAAGUCUCAACUGUCCUGAUUAUCAAGAUUCAACCGUAAAGGCUUUCAAUUGCUUGCUUCAACAUACAGUAUAUACAAGUAGUAUUCCUGUCAUGGGUGCUUCAUGUUAAAUCAAGUCAAGGUAAAAGGCCAAGGAGGUUUAAAUGGCCUGGAGUUUGCUAUGGUUUCUAUCGUAUGAAACACCUGGGAGAAUUACCCAUUUGUAAGACCCCUACGGCAGUUAGAGUAAACACAAAGGAGGCUCAUUAGCGGUGUUGAUAAGUGCAUAAGCCUUUAAGUGCCAAGAUUAUAACACAGUAACUUAAAUGGCUGAUGCUUGCUGUGGUUUUUGUAGCAUGAAACAGCUUUGAGAAUUCCUACCCAUCUUAUAGGUUUACCUUUUAUGCCCCAUGGUGCUAAAAGACAGUAUUAUUUUAAAGAAGCAAAUCUUCUUGUCUAAGAAAACAAUGCAAGGGUGUAAAAGCAAAAGCACAACUACACUGAAACACUUGAACCUGGUCCUCCAGAGGAGCAGGGCCUAGUUUGAUACAUUAAUUACCAGUUUUAGAAUCCAGAACACCAUGGCUUAUUCCCUACUGAGGUAUUGCUUUAUAGCAGGUAUUAGUCUUGUCUUUAACUGCACAUGUCAGUAUUCUUCUUUUGUUGUUGCAGGACUACAAUACUGUUCCCCUACCUGUUGGGUGGUAUCUAGUGCCAGACCCUAACAGGCAAGUGCACACUGUAGAAGAAUUUUUGUUAAUGUAUGAAGUACAAAAUGUAGGAAGAGGGUGUCUCAUCAUUGUUUUGCAUAACUCAUUAAUUUUUUGUUUGAAUAUAAAGAAAAAACAAAGCAAAUUACCACCUGACUUUAAAGGAGGCUUGGAAGUUUGAAAAAAAAAUACCAUAAAAGCCGUGCACACUUAAGCUUUUUGUUUAAUAAAAUAGAUAAUAAUUAUUGUUAAUUUGAGAGACUCAGAGGUAACAUACACUUGAGGUAUGAUUAUAAGAGAUAAAAGACCUAAGCUAAACACUCAAGCAGACUCCAUCCAUGAGAAACUCUUUUUAAUUGUCGUUUGUGCAUUUUCACACUUAAAUUUACAUGUACUUUUCACACUUUCUUUUUCUAAAAAUAUUUCCACAAAUCAUGUUAAUCUCUUAUCUGUUGACAGUGAUGACAUGAAGCCAUCGAAACAAGUUUCUUUUCUUUUUAUUAUUAAGAGCUGUUUCUACCAACUUGAUAGGCAGCAAGCAAAGGUGGUCUACAAACCUCAGCAGUGCCUUUUUUUGUCAAUCCACCGCUCAGUGUCAAUGCAAAUUCAGUUUUAUAGAUGUGUUGUAAAUACUUUAAGGUGCUGCAAGUUUGAUUGCCUACUUUAUUAUCUUGAGUAAAAUGUAGAUCCCAUUGGGUGAAAGUCAAGUGCAUUUCAAAAUUUUGUCGGAGAUUGUACCUCAGGGAGUUAAAGUGUUUAUACUUGUCUAGACUAAACUUUUUUGUGUGGUUGUUUCUUUUAUCACCUCUGUUUUUAAAAUAUGGUUUCUAAACUCACUCAUUGAUCCCUAGUGUUGUCUGUGAUAGAACCUGUAUCCUCAGUUGUCCAUCAUGGUACCAAGCAGCUGCUAUGCUGUCUAAUCAUGGGCAUCCAUGUCUCUGGAUUCUUAAUUCUGUUCUCUCUACUGAACUUAUGUGGAUAGCCACUAUCUAAGUACUAGUGAGGGUCUCUGUCAAUAAGCUUACAUGUAACAUCAUCCCAUUUAGCAAAAUAGUGCCUGGCCUUACAUGUAUUAGCAUGUUAUCAGUGCUUCUAAGUUUUUUGGUAAUUCAAAGAAUAGUAUUUUAAGAUGGCUUAGCUUGUGUAUUUGUGAAAUCAGUACCCUCACUAUGAUUUCUUCAUGAUGACAACCAAACUAAGCAAGAAUCAAAAUAUACCCAACAUUAUCAGGAUACAGCUGUAGAAACACCUAAAACUGAAUUUUCAAAAUUGUGUGAUUCUAUUUCUUUUGUUGGUCAACUGUGCUUAUGAAUGUAAGUUACAUGAGAUAAUAAGAAAUAGAAAUAUUCACAUUUCCUCCCUUUUGCAGCGGUGCAAAUUAUUACUGGAACACAAUAACAAAUCAAGUAUCUUGGCAUCACCCACUCAGUAAGUAGAAAAACUAAAUCAAAAGCUUUAAUGAAGUGUUAACCCCAUAUGUAUCAACAAUGGUCUCUAUUCAUUUGGUUAAAGAGAAUUUGUGAGAUUAGUUGAUAGAGCUGAGUUUUAGUGCCAAUAGUCACUAGAACGAUUAGACACUUUAAUGAAGGUUAUGUAAUGUGUAUUUAUGUAUGUAUGUAAGUAUGUAUGUAAGUAUGUAUGUAUGUAUGUAUGUAUGUAUGUAUAGAGCUCUUUGGUAAUUGACCACUCCAGAAAAUACCAUAACACACCAUAAUGCUCUUUGUUUGUCACGCCAAAAUUUUGCAUAAGCAUUGUUUUCAAUUUCUCUUGGGAGUUAAAUGGCCCCAAGAGAAACUGAAAACAAUACUUAUGCAAAAUUUGGGGUGACAAAGAAGGAGCAUUAUGGUACAGCUGUAUGUUAUGGUAUUUUCUGGAGUGGUCAAUUAUGCUGGUACAGUGGAACCUCAAUAUACCUCGAAGUCCUGGGUAUGGUGAAUGAGUUUGAUUACCUCAGUAAUAGUAAAAUAAUUUAUAUGGAAAAGAACCUCGCGGAAUUUAGAGAUUUGUUUCUACAAAGGAAUUCAGGCCGCAGAAGAAAUGAGAACAUCAUUCUUCCAAGACCAGAAACAAAUUUUAUCAGGAACUCCAUACGCGUUAGAGGAGCAAUCACAUGGAACAGCUUAAUGAACAAGGAAACAAGGGCUAAAACCUUGAAAGAAUUUAAACGCUGUCUUGUAAAAUUUGAUACUGAUAAAAUGAAUUUCGUACCUCUUUUAGCUACAGCUAAAAAUAGAGAUUUUGGUUAUGAAUACUUUUAACAGUUUUAAUUUCUGAUUGUACAUUUUCACAACCUAUUAAUUUUAGCUACAACUAACAACUGAAAUAUCAGUUACAAACAUUUUUAACAGUUUUCAAUUUUUAAUCGUACAUUUGCUUUCAGUACUCCUUAUUUUUCUUGUAAUUGUUGUAUGCACGACCCCACCAGCAAUGCUGAUCUUUUUAUCGUGCUAAAAUAAAGUUCUUACCUAUAAUUAAAUUCAUUAUAUAGAACAAAUUGGACCAUAGGCACUUUGAUAUAUUGAGGUUUCACUGUAUUUUGUAAAUUAUAUUGGAUGUAAUCAUUAGGGAUUAGAGAACUUAAAUCCUGCUAAUGGUCCUCAAACCUUCUGAACUGUGGCCUGGGUUUUUUUUCCUCAAAUUUUGUUACUUAAGUUCAAGUUCAAAUUCAUUUAUUCACACUUAUUCAAUUACAAUUCAACAACAAUAAGAAAAGAUGAAGAAGUAAAAACAGAGCUACCUAUACAUUGAAUUAACCAUAACAAAGGAAAAGGUGUGUGGCGGCCAAAGGAGCCAAGCUUUCAGUCAUGAUAAGCUGACUGGUCGCCUUGAGUCUGAUUUGGGAAUAACUGACAAGGUGCUUGAUUACAAUUAAAAUUUGUCUUUGUGUUCUUAGCGCUAAAAUGUUUGAAAAUCCAGACGUUUCAGGACUACUGUCCCUUCAUCGGUGGAAGAUGCCGUUACACUGAACGCGCGUCAUUUUAUUCAAAUGUGGCAACAUUUGAAGCGCGCUCUGGAAGAGUCAAUGUUUGUGCCGCGCGGCUGUAGAAUUUUGCAUUUAAAAAUUAGGCGGCCCUCCGCUCUACGUCUGUCCCUGGUGUUGUGAAGACCCGCUCGCACAACAGCUACCAUCAUAUCAUCUGUUGUGUGACCGGGGGAGGAAAAAUGUUUAGUAACGGGUAGGUCAGCUUUCUUUGAGACAGAUCUGAGGUGUUCGCAGAACCUGUCCCCAAGCCUACGUCCGGUUUCGCCAACGUACGACAGAGUGCAUGCCCAACAAGUUAUGAGGUUACUUGUCGUGCAUGAGAACCUCUGCCGUAUGGUCAGAGGUCCACCGGGGGUGUUGAUCUGGGAGGCUGGGUUGGUAUGGGCACAGGUCUUGCAUCGUGGACGACGGUAGGGAAAAGUUCCAUUUGGUUCAUCCUCUUUGUUUGCGCGGGAUUGAAGGUUGCUACUGACCAAGGAAUCACGCAGGUUGGUGUCGCGGCGGUACGCGCCGAGUACUCGCGAGUUAUCAAACAGUUCCUUAGUUUCAGGGUCAGAUUUUAAAAGGUCGAAGUUUCUUGACAGGAUGUUCUUUACAUGGUGGUUGAUGGGGUUGUAUGUUAAGGUUAAGGGGAUGACUUCUCUCUUGGAUUGUCCGUCGUUAGGUGGUCGUUAGGCUGUAUCUCGGGGGAUAGUGUCAACGUGUUGAAGGGCUCUAUCUACAACUGCUAGUGGAUAAUCACGUUGCGGGAUGAAUGAUGCCAUUUCUUUGCUUUUGGUCUUGUAGUCGUUCUCAUCACUGCAUAUUCGUUUGAGGCGCAGAAACUGGUUGUAGGGGACCGAGUUCUUGCAUCGGACGGGAUGUGACGAAGUGUAUGUGAGAUAUGAGUGUGAGUCGGUUUCUUUGUAGUGGAUGGAAGUAGUUAGUCCUUGGGGUGUUGGUUUCAGCAGGAGAUCUAGAAAAGGCAGUUGAUUGUCACUGAUGGCCCAAGUGACAAUGUGCUUGCGUGGUUUAAAUCGUAUCUAUCUGACCGGUUCAAGUGUGUCUCUGUAAAUGUUAGUCUCUCCAAUCAGUUUCCUUUAAAACAAGGUAAUUUUUUUGUCUUUAUUAAAUGUGCAAGUAAAAAUACAUACCUAUAUUUACAAGUUUAAUAUCAUUAGUUAAAAAGUAAAAGUAUAUUUAAAAUACAUUCUAUUAAUAAAACUAGCUUUAAAGCGUUCCGUGUUAAAACUCAGACGUUUUGAAGAUUCUUUAACUCUGGGCAACAAAUUGUACAGCUGGUGAGUAGGUAGGCAACUAAUCUUCUUGGAGAUUGACCUGUCUGUUUUUUCAAGCAAAUCGUAUAUAUCUGUAGCACAGGAUAUAUAACGGCGUUUAUGACAUCUGCGAAGGAACUGGUGCACAGUAUUAAGUUCAGGCACGGAGGCUGCAUACAGCUGUAAAACUAAAGACUGAAAUAAAUGAUCAAUUUUCACUUGGUUAUAUCCUUUUUCCCUUAAGCUCCUUAACUCUCCUUAGCUUCGGAGAGUUCUCGUUUAAUGUUUUUAAGGUGACCCUUAAGGUUCGUGUUUAGGCCCCUUGCUUUUCACCAUCUAGAUGCGCAAACUGUUUGCUACGCGGACGACACACAGUUGUAUGUAUCAUUCAGCCGUAAUCGAUCUACGGAUGCUGAUUUUGCCAUCAAGUCCAUGACUGACUCACUGUAUCAGUUAUAUUAAGAGUAGGAUGAUUUCAGAUAAUCUUAUGUUAAACGAUGAUAAAACAGAAUAUUUAAUCAUAGGCACUCGGCAGCAGCUGGCAAAGUUUAACAUCAAUUGCAUUAGGGUUGAGUCGACUGAUGUUUGUCCUGUAACAGUAGAGCUCUAGAAACCUACAUGUAGGCUCAUGGUUUGAUGAGCAGCUCACCACAGUGUAUGUCAACUCAUAUUGUGGCGUUGCCUUUUACCAUUUGCAUAACAUCAAGCGCAUUUGCAGGUAUUUGUCUCGAGAAUCAACGCCAGGAAUGCUUGUCCAUGCACUGAUUACAUCUCGUGUUGAUUAUUGAAACAGUCUUUUGUAUGGGCUGCCCAAAUACCAGCUUAACAAUUUGCAGAGACUUUGAACGCCCCAACAUGCACCUAGGUUUUGCCACAUCUCACCCCUUGUGCGUGGUCUGCAUUGGCUACCUGUUAAAGCCUAGAUACAAUUUAAGAUACUGCUUAUUACGUUUAAAGCAAUUCACGGCCUUACCCCCUAAACAUUUAUGCGAUUUACUAACAUUUAAAUCGUCUUUAUAUAACCUUAGAUCUUCAGGAAGUAUUUUACUUUCUAUGCCAGCUGUUCGAUCGAAGACUACGUUAGGUGACAGAGCUUUUAUGGUAGCAGAGCCAACGCUCUGGAACUCUCUUCCGAAAGACCUUCGUGCGAUUACUAAUGUGAACAGCUUUAAGGCGCAUAUCAAGACUUAUCUUUUUAGACCUGUAUAUUGGUGAUCAAUUUUAUAUUCAGUUACUUACUUGCAUGCAUAUAUAUUCUUUUUAUUGUUAUUUUUUUUAAUACAUUUUUUUGGUUGGUUUACUUGUAAAGUAAUGCAGUUGUAAAGCACAGCUGAUCAUUCUCAUGUUACGUUGUGCACAAUAAGUUCAUAAAUUAUUAUUAUUAUUAUUAAAGGUUAAUGUCAUAGGUAUCAUAAGCAUUACAUAAACUGCUACUUUUGUAGAUCCAGCAGCAGAAAUAACCACACCGGCAUCUGUGGUCAACAGUCAAAAAGGUAUGCUAUUUCAACUUGUGCACCUGCCUCAAAUAAGUGCCCCCCUCUCCUACCCUAGACUUUCUUCAACGUUAAGGCUAUUACAAGAAAAGCCCCUGCAAUUCCUUUUAUCUCUAUCUUGUCCAAUUUCUUUAAUUUCAACUACACUGGCACAUACAGGAGAAUGGUUUCUUCUCCAUGAAAUCAAUUCCAAUGGCUUUCACUUCUUUGGGCUUGAAGAGUUUCUUUUUAUGCAUUAUUCUUUAAUUUUUCGCUACGACUGCAUUCUUUUUGAAUGCCAAAACACUUGUCAGGCACUAUUGGACCAUUAUCUAUGUCGGCAAUAAAAUUAAAAAAUUCAAUUAAAAAAAUGUAUGUCGGCAAUUCAGCUUGUUUAUCCCGGGUAGUUGCAGUAAACUUCUUUUCAAAGCACAUGACACUAUAGCUUUGCCCUAGAGGUGUGUUCUGGAAAUACCUAGGAUGAAGUAAUCCGUGCUCAUGCUUUGAUAAAGCUCUCGAGAUGAAGAUAAGAUGCUUUAUUUUUCUGGGUGCUUCGCACCUCACUGUGGCGACUUCACUAUGACCCAUUAGCAAUUAGACAAGGACAAAUAACUUCUGGUUCCCAUUUUGACUUUUUCCCUUCAUUAUCGGAGUAAGUUGGUGCUUGAAGAAUUCCGCAUCAGACAGUUGACCUUGAUAGUAGAAUUUGCUGUUGGAAUGUUCACUUUCGUUGCUCAUUUUUGAAGCAAAAAAGUAGACCUCCAUGUAAUACGGUAAUAGAAUGGUCAUGGUAAUGGCGUGAGAAAUGACUGCUGCCAUGCAGGCUACUGUUUGCCCAGAAAGAACCUAUGGCUGAUAUUUGAAAUUAGAAAUUUGAAACAAAUAAUAAUUUGAAUGGAUCAUAACAUGGUUAAAAAUCCCUACUGGUAGGAGGCGAACCAGUUGGCUAUAUUUUACAAGUGUGGCCGAGGAUUUGAACGGACAACCGAGAACAAAUCCAGCUAGUGAUCAGGGCGGGACUUGAACUCCAGGCCUCCGAAUCACAAGUCCAGCGUGCUAACCACUCAGCCACUCUUCCUCCUUUUUCCGCUCGGUCACGCUGCCUAUUGAAACGGGUUUUGAAGUUCGUUUUUAUGCUCAUAUGCAUGCUAUGUAGGGCCAUACCAAGACAAAAAUUCUUAUUAAGGCAAUAUCGGAAAAAAAUAAUGUCAUUUCUUGUCCUAGCCGUAGUAUUUUUUAUAAGGCAUACACAGAAACUACAACAUUUAUGUGCCUCAGUUGACCCUCUCCCGACUACGGAGCUGACAGGAUAUGGCACAUUGUUUAACUAAUUACCAAGUGCGAUUACAACAGAAUAAUCUUUUCUCUGGUGACUUUAUGUUAGCCAAAAUUAUCUGAUUUAAAUGACAAUGCAUUAUUGCUUUGUUUUAAGACACUGAAGUUCAACCCAACAGAGAGAUCUUAGCCCCUCCUGGUGUGGAGUCUGAACAGGAUAAAGAGCAAGUACUAAGUAUUGGUAAACACCCUAGUCUAAUGAAGGUAAUGAACUAAACAGCUAGAAAUAUAAAGACCUAUAGUAGGAAGGAAAGCGUAAUGAAUUACCGAGGGUUUGUUUUAAAAUACAGUGUUUCAUUUAGUGAGUAAAUGAAAUAAAAUGACAUAAUUAUUUGUCUGUGUAACUCUGUAAGCUUACAUACAAACCUGAUAUGAACAUAUUCCUCUUGUUAUAUAGUAAUUCAUGAAAACAUGUUAUAUAUGUUUGCAGGUGAUGUAUUUAUGUGUGAUUUGUAUUUGAAUAUAGUUGCAAAACAACCAAGAACCUUUUAGUGUGGAUUUUAUCCCUGUCGUUGGGAACCAAAAUUCCUUGUUUCCGGUGUGAAGACAAUGGAAAUAUCACAUUGUUGUUGUUUUCUUUACUUUAGGGUAACACAUUGGUUUUAUUUCUUUACUCACAUUAUAUAUAUCAUUUCUUUCACGUCAUAUUUUGUUCUUUAAUACUUUAUUAGGAUAAUUAAUCUCACAUUGGUUUCAUUUCUUUACUUUAGGAUACUUAAUCUCACAUUGGUUAUAGUUCCUUACUUUAGGGUAAUUAAUUUGACAUUGGUAUUUUUUCUUUGCUUUAGGGAUCGCAAAAAAGAAAACAAGAGAAAGGUAGUGAUGAAUUGGUGCUCAUGUAAUACGAUUGGAAUAUUUUAAAAGCCGAGAAAGUGCUGCUAAUAAUAACUGUUGUUAGUAUAUACUAAAACAGUGGAUAGUGUUUUUCGCGCUCUCUGAUUGGGUGCUCAAUCAGUGAAUAUCCUGCAUUAUUCACUGAUUCACCUCCAGUUCCUCAGAGCGAGCGACGCCAAACUCGCGUAAGUUGCGAGCAAAAUGCCUUUCCGGUUUGCUGCCGUAACAAACAAAGAAAUUUGAAAACUAAUCAAGUAAGCUGUUCCCGAAAUAUACGAAGAAGGUGACGAAGUUCGGUUUGGAAGUUUUAAGAGGUAAAGCUUUGUCUUUUUGACUUGAAUUUAUCGAUAAAACCGGUGAAAAAGUCUUUUGUUUACAAAUGCAAAUUUCAAAAGUCUUGCGUUACUUUAUUUAGUUGACUUGUUCAUAAAUAAGCAUAAAACUAAAUUCAAUAAUCUUUUUUACAGAAUGAUUUUAAAUACAAAAAGAAUUCACAACUCCUUUUGAAGAAAUUUCCCCGCAAGAGCUAAACAAAUGCAUUCAAAAGGUUUAUUUGUCGGCAAGAAAAAGCGACGACCGCGGCCGUUCGGUCAUUGCGCGCCAAAAUGUAAUCGUUGGCAACAGUAAAUGACUUAAAAAUCAUUUUUUUGUGUUCAAUUAUCUCACUGUUUUAGUGUAUACUAAAAGAAUUAUUCACCUCAGUGUCAGUGGCUAGUGGUGUGGAUAUUUACCUCGCCGCUUCGCGGCCUCGGUAAAGAGUACCACUAGCCACCUCCACUUCGGUGAAUAAUUGUUAUUUAUUGUCUCUGUAGACUUAAGAGCUGAGAAGCGUAAGAAGUCCGCUGAGGAAGUCGACCCAAUGGACCCAGCAGCUUAUUCAGAUGCUCCAAAGUAUGAAGAAUCUAGUUUGUUGCGAUUUAUUUGGUUCAAAUAUCAUGUCGCUUUCAUACCAUCGACAUUUUCUCAAUUUUAUUUUAGCAGGGUAUCUCCCCUAAAGCGAGCCUAUUUAGACUGUCCAGUUUUUUUUUUUACGGAAUUCAAACUAUAGAAACUUCCUUCCAAAAUAUAUCGAUAACGCUCUCGUAGAUUCCGCUUUAACGUCUUGAACAUCGAGAUUGCAAUUGGAGGAAAAAACUCCAGCUAACGUUUUUUUAAAAAAAAAAAAUCCUCCCAGUACCGAGCAAUACGGUUGCUAUUAAAGAUUAGAGAAUGUCCUCAUUUCGUUGCUAUGACGACUCCGAUGUCAUCGUAACACUGAUCAUAAAAAAUUUUCUUCUUUAUCUAAUACAGCUGUGGUAGUUAUUUUUUCAAAUCUUUGUUUAUGUCGACGUAGUUUAUGCUCAAACUUGGAAGGCAUUGUCCCUGAAAAACCUGACCCAUCCAUCCAGCCACCUUGUACCUUCUCAAACUCUCUAAUAAUCUGAAGAGAAAACAAAGGAGAUCCCUACCGCUAAGGAAGUUUGCUUAUCAAGUUCUAUUUACUCCAAUUUUAUUUAAAUUUAGCUUUAAAUUUCUGCAAAAACUAUUCAUCAUUUAAGCAGCUAUAUCAUUCACUAGUUCAGGAGUGUUUCAUCCUGGCGAUAUCCAGAGUUAUCGAAGGUUAGGCUGACUUGAAAUAUGUCAGUAACAUCGUUAAGUGCGAAACUUUCAAAUGAAAACUACUGAAUAUAGUACAAGAUUGUUCCUCCAUAUUAGAAUGUACCUUCCCGUCUCACUGUUACGUUAAAUGUGUAUUGGUACCAACCAACUUCUUUGCAUUGCAUAAAAGUUGCUUCAGGCUCAAUGGAUAGUAAAAAAAUAUUUUGUUGUUGUUGUUUUAUGUUGUGACAUCUGUGUUGCAGGGGAACAUGGACGACUGGGUUAAUAAAGAAAGGAGAAGCUAAGACUGGUGUAGACACAACAGCCAAUGGACCACUGUUCCAAAUGAGACCAUAUCCUAGUCCUGGGGCAGUACUACGAGCCAAUCAACAACUGGCACAGAAAUCCGCAGUGGAAGCUAGUGAAUGAAUAUGAACUUAAAUAGCCAGCAAACUGAGCUGACGUACCGGAGAUCACCAUCACUUGAUAGGGCUGAGAGCGCUGCAAUACCAUUGCUCAUUGCAAAACAGUCAUCAUCGUACACUAGUUUUAAAAGCCACUUUGUCACAAGAAUCCGGAUGUUCAUCUUUUCUUUCGUCUUAAACGCUGUUAGAUUUGCCUACUAAAAAUUCAUCUUGAUAAUGCACUAAAUGAUUUUAAAACCGUGACUAAGGGAACCACGUGAAGACGUUUUUUCCUGGUAGACUUAUCCAGUGCGAAUGACAAAACCUGAAAGCACG